AUGUCCACCGCCAAAAGGCAGAAUCUUUUUCCGAAUCAACAAGCCUCUAAGCGAGCGAGACUGUUAUCCCCUCCCGACCAGCUUCAGCCUCCCAAUGUGGCCCACGAAGCUUAUCCGAUCACACCAAUCUCCGAUAGCGGUGCCGAUUCUGCCCAGCCUAACACUCCUAUCCAACCUUCUGCCUUACGCCGAGACGGCCGAUACUACUGUUUUGGAACGCUUUGCGAAGUCAAAGUCCGCAUGCUUAAGGAUGAAAAAGCGCUCGAGGAGGCAUGCAUUCCUGCUACCGACGGCUGGAUGCAAUUGAGGCUUACCCAUAAAAAGAACCAUCUCUUGCAAGACUCGAAUGGGCUCGAUCUUGCCGUUUUGAACCAGAGGACGGCGGAUGCUCUGCAAGCCCUUGAUGGCAUGGGAGCCAUCCGCUACGAAGCCUACGUCACCGUCCAGUACUGGGCUGCACAGAUUAGAGCUGCGAAAAGGACUGCCAAGAACACUGUCGUCGAUAUUGAAGUCAAUGUCAGUGGGCCACUCGAGAGUGGUGAUGAGGUAGGUCGGGUCUUGUCAAGAGCAGGACUGUUCUUGCAGCCUCCCUCUGUGCUUCUCCCCGGUACAGCAUAUCAGAACCCGCAUGUCAUAUACCUUCCAGGUAUCCAGGAAUCGUCUCUUGAUUCUGCAAUACCGGCCGCACCGAGACUGGCCGACCUGAAUGCUGGUAAACUUGAUAUUCAGGCAGUCCUAGGCUGCCUUGACCAGAGUGAAGACCUGGCGCCUACCGCAGUGGAUGAACGAAUGGUUACGACCAAACUUCACGAACAUCAAAAAGGAGCGGUGAGCUUUAUUAUCCAACGGGAAGCAAAAAUAACCCCGUCGGCCUUUUCUCUCUGGAAGCCUUACGAGGGCAGUCCCCGGCAACCUUGCUAUCGUCAUACCGUGCUCGACAUCAAGAAGCAACACCCGCCAAAGGAAAAUUUCGGAGGCAUUGUUGCGGACGAAAUGGGCCUGGGGAAGACGCUCUCCAUGUUGGCAGCCAUAGGCAUCACUGCUGAAUCGGCAAAACAUUUUUCAAAGGGUCUCACUGGCGAUCCAAUGCAAAUGAAGACGAAGGCGACGUUGGUCAUUGUCCCCUCUGCUUUGAUUCUCCAAAAUUGGGCAUCGGAAAUAAAAGAUACAUUCCAGUACCUGAAAUAUCACGGUCCCCGUCGUCCGAGGGAUCAGAAGGCAGUGUUGGACAAGAACGUGGUGCUUACAACCUACGAAACCGUAUCCGCCGACUUUGUCCGAGGGGACAGUCCUCUUUAUCAGGUGGCAUGGUUCCGCGUUGUUCUUGAUGAGGCACACUACAUUUGCGGCCAGCAAACAAAACGAUUCUGUGCAGCCUCGGCUCUACAGGCCCAACACCGUUGGUGCCUGACUGGCACCCCGAUUCAGAACCGUCUCGAUGAUCUGUCCGCCCUGAUCCGCUUUUUAAAGGUUCCUUACCUAGACAAUGCUUCCAGCUUCAACAACUACAUAUCUAGGCCCAUCGAACAGAACGAUACCCGUGGGGUAGUGCGGCUUCGGUCACUGCUGAAAAGUGUUUGUCUACGAAGAACGACCGAACUGCUUACCGUUCCGGAGCCUACGAUCUACUCACGGCGUCUUGAUUUCACAGAAGCGGAGCGCGACGCAUACAACCAGGUGGCGAUUUCCUACAAGAAAGAAAUGGAUGAGGUCGUCAGUGGGAAUAGAAAAGGAAACUCACAACUGGGUCUCUGCCAAGCCAUCCUCCGACUCCGACGGUUCUGCAACAACGGCUCUUCACUCCUUCGAAUGUCGGGUUCUGCAACUCAGGCUGCCGAAGACAUGCUCAGCUAUAUGCAACAAGCCGGAGAAGUAGCUUGUGCAAGUUGCUCGAGGGAGCUUCAAACAAUUGACGAUACAGAGGACUCGGACUCUGGCGUCCUCGCUGCUUGUUCACACCUCCUUUGCUCUGUAUGCAUCCGCCAGACUCAGCUGAAUCAUACCGAUAGCGGGUUGCAGUGUCCGAUUUGCAGAGCUCCGACGCAACAGCUUGAUCUAAGGCUGGAUAGUGUCGAUCAACAGACAUCUCCAGCCCUUAGCGAAGGCAACUCGUACAACACGAAGCUUGUUGCCUUGUACCACGACAUCUCCCAAUAUAAGCAAUCGGAGAAAGGCAUCGUUUUCACCGCAUGGAGAGACACGAUUUCAGUAAUCUCUUCCCUCCUCCGAACGAGGAAGAUCGACCACUGCGUUGUGCAAGGCUCCAUGACAAUCGCCGAAAGAAAGAUGUCACUUGACAAAUUCCAGUCCGACCCGAAUUGUACGAUCUUGCUCAUGACAUUCGGAACCGGAUCCGCAGGCUUGAACUUAACGGCAGCGAGCCGCAUCCAUAUCUUUGAGCCACAGUGGAAUCCCUCGAUUGAGAGCCAGGCCAUCGGCCGUGCCGUUCGGCUCGGUCAAAAGAAUCGUGUCACGGUGGUCAGGUAUAUCAUGAAAAACACAGUUGAGGAGUACAUGGAAAACACUCAGACAAGGAAGGCGCAGAUGGCGAGCAUUGGUUGGGAUGCGGAAAAGGAGGAGGGAGCUGGUGGGAAACUGAAGCUAGUCGCGAAGAUGGUGUUCAAUACGGAGAUGCCUCCUGAUGUCGAGAUGACUUGA
Messenger RNA from Diplodia corticola, 2658 nucleotides. Its product is annotated as snf2 family domain-containing protein. Lineage: Eukaryota; Fungi; Ascomycota; Dothideomycetes; Botryosphaeriales; Botryosphaeriaceae. The transcript is spliced from 11 exons. The coding region runs from base 1 to 2658 and encodes 885 amino acids. Gene Ontology annotation, molecular function: ATP binding; ATP-dependent chromatin remodeler activity. The record is from RefSeq and is a predicted model, not a curated record.